Messenger RNA from Microcebus murinus (gray mouse lemur), 6138 nucleotides. The record is from RefSeq and is a predicted model, not a curated record. Lineage: Eukaryota; Metazoa; Chordata; Mammalia; Primates; Cheirogaleidae.
UCUCUGGAUGGAGCUGGAGCCUCUGCCAGAUUCCAAAGCCGAGAGGGAGGAAGAAGAAGGACCUGCUUCUCUUCCCCUCUGCCCUCCAGUCUCGCCAGUGCCCCCAGGUGGCCUGCUGCACCUGAAAACUAGUUCGCAAGAGAGCCUGGGAAACGCAGCCAGCUGGAGUCAGCACUCAGUGAUGCAGAAAAGACCUGGAAAAGAGCAAGGAUUUGGUCCCAGCCGGCACACCAGCCCAGUGGGCAACAGGGCGGAAAAGGAGAGGCCACCUCGGGAAGGUGGACAUGGUGCCGACACGCAUUCUGCAGCUCUGUGAUUUUACAGGCCGGAGUACAGGAGCGGGAACACUUGGAUUCGAGGGCCCAGCAUAGCACCUACCCAGUCCGGCUCCGUCCCUCCCUUAGGAACCUGAUUCCAUGCUGCAGGAGGAAGUAGCAGGCCCAAGUUCACGUAUCCCAGCGCAUCUCAGUUUGGACUAGCCUCAUUUCACGUGCUCAGUAGCCACGUGUGGCCUGUGGACUUCGUAUUGAAGAGCGCAGUGAUGCACCAUGCCGAUAGUGGAUAAGCUGAAGGAAGCUCUGAAGCCUGGCCGCAAGGACUCGGCCGACGAUGGGGAACUGGGGAAGCUUCUGGCCUCCUCUGCCAAGAAGGUUCUUCUGCAGAAGAUCGAGUUUGAGCCGGCCAGCAAGAGUUUCUCCUACCAGCUGGAGUCCUUAAAGAGCAAAUACGUGUUGCUGAACCCUAAAACAGAGGGAGCUGGCUGCCACAAGAGUGGAGAUGAGCCGCAGGCCAGAAGACAGGGUACAGGCAGCGAGCAUGCGUACGAGAGCUGUGGUGACGGCGUCCCGGCCCCACAGAAAGUGCUCUUCCCCAUGGAGCGCCUGUGUCUGCGGUGGGAGCGGGUCUUCCGCGUGGGCGCGGGCCUGCACAACCUCGGCAACACCUGCUUCCUGAACUCCACCAUCCAGUGCUUGACCUACACGCCGCCGCUGGCCAACUACCUGCUCUCCAGGGAGCACGCUUCCAGCUGUCACCAGGGGAGCUUCUGCAUGCUGUGUGUCAUGCAGAACCACAUCGUCCAGGCCUUUGCCAACAGCGGCAACGCUAUCAAGCCCGUCUCCUUCAUCCGGGACCUGAAAAAGAUUGCCCGGCACUUCCGCUUCGGGAACCAGGAGGACGCGCACGAGUUCCUGCGGUACACCAUCGACGCGAUGCAGAAGGCCUGCCUGAACGGCUGUGCCAGGUUGGAUCGUCAAACACAGGCCACUACCCUGGUCCAUCAGAUUUUUGGAGGGUAUCUCAGAUCACGUGUGAAGUGCUCUGUGUGCAAGAGCGUCUCAGACACCUACGACCCCUACCUGGACAUCGCGCUGGAGAUCCGGCAAGCCGCAAACAUCGUGCGCGCUCUGGAACUGUUUGUGAAGCCGGACGCCCUGAGCGGGGAGAACGCCUACAUGUGCGCCAGGUGCAAGAAGAAGGUGCCAGCCAGCAAGCGCUUCACCGUUCACAGGGCGUCCAACGUCCUGACCCUCUCCCUCAAGCGCUUUGCCAACUUCAGCGGGGGGAAGAUCACCAAGGAUGUGGGCUAUCCGGAAUUCCUGAACAUCCGUCCGUACAUGUCCCAGAAUGCUGGCGAGCCUGUCAUGUACGGGCUCUACGCCGUCCUGGUCCACUCAGGCUACAGCUGCCACGCCGGGCACUACUACUGCUACGUGAAGGCGAGCAACGGACAGUGGUACCAGAUGAACGAUUCCUUGGUCCAUUCCAGCAACGUCAAGGUGGUUCUGAACCAGCAGGCCUAUGUGCUGUUCUACCUGCGAAUCCCAGGGUCCAAGAAGAGUCCAGAGGGCCCCAUCUCCAAAAUGGCCCCCUCCCUUCCCCGACGCCCGAGCCUGGCUCCAGAUCACACCAAGAAGAAUGUUGGCAACGGGACUGUUUCCUCCCUGCUCACGGGAAAGCGACAAGACUCGGUGACGCCGAAAAAGCUCCACACCACCGAGGAGAUCGGUGUGCCCGUGUCUAGGAAUGGCUCCGUUCCAGGCCCGAAGUCGCAGAACGGAUAUGUUCUUCCAAAGCCACCUGCGGGGUCCCCUUCCCCCAAGCCGUCCCAAACCCCGACGCACGCGCCGACCGUGCUGGAUGAUCCCGGAAAGAAGGUGAAGAAGUCGGCACCCGCACAGCACUUUUCCCCACCUCCCAAAACUUCUCAGGGGCCACCUGGUACCAGCACGUCGAGUAGCAGCAAGUGCGGGGGCCAAAGGCAGGGCUCCUGGGACGGCAGGGACGCCGCCCACUCUACCUCACCUAAGCUCCUGGCCAGAGCUGCCGCCAACGGGCACGGGCCGAAGGGGAGCGGCGGGAGCUCCGACCGCGAGAGGGGGCGUUCCAGCAGCUCCAGCCCGGAUCGCUCAGCCAGCAGUGACUCUGCCAAGGGCCCCCGGACCCCCAAGAGCGGAGCUGCCCCUCUCUGUGAUUCUCAGGAAACAAACGGUUCUGCCCCUGCUCACUGCAAAGCCCCACCAAACGGAGCGGAUCCCAAGGUGGCCAAGCCGAAGUCCCCCAUCCCGAGCGGCUCCGCCCCCGAGCCCGCGAGCACCAUGUCUCCCCCACCAGCCAAGAAGCUGGCGCUUUCUGCCAAGAAGGCCAGCACCCCGCGGAGGGCGACCGGCAGUGACCUCCGUGCACCUCCCCCCUCACCGUCCUCCGACCUCACCCACCCCACGAAAACCUCUCACCCCGUCGCUGCCUCUGCGUGGCCUGUCCGCGAAGCCAGGGCAGUGCCACCUGCUCCCCGACCACCCAGCUGUCCGCAGCCUCCCGCCGGCCCCACCUCCGCGUCACUGUCCAGCCGCCCCCAGCCCCCAGGGACGUCAGAGCCACGUAGCCACCCCUCCGCCUCGAGGGCCGUGCCUCAGGUCAACAGGGACUUCAUGUCCCUUCCACACCAGCUGCCAGAGGCCAGCGGGUCCCCCCAGAGCCCCUCUGAGAAGAGGAAGAAGGGCUGCACGGGGGAGCUCCAGGCGCCGGGCCCAGAGAUGCGCCUCCCACAGCACCCCGCGGGUGCCGCUGCCACUCCCGCUCCGCAUGGGAAGAGGAAAAAGAAGAAGAGGAAGCGCCUGGGGGACGCGGCCACAGCCGUCCCGCAGGAGGGGCAGACGCAGGGACGGCCUCGGAGCCCCGAGUGCAGGAAGAAGGGCCAGGCGGAGCUGCCUGCCGAGGGACCAGAGGACAAGGGCGCACGGCCACAGGCGAACGGCCAGCAGACGGGAUGCGCCGUGGGCGGCCGCCACGUGAGCAGCAGGAAGAGGAGGAAGAAGGGAGCGGAGGGACUCUGUGAAGAAGGUGGCCUGCACCAGGACCCACCUUGGCACAGCUGCUCUCCCACGGACAGCGGCGGUGAGCCUGAGCCCGUGGCAGAGUCUCCGAGGAAAAAGAAAAGGAAAAGAAGGAAGCUAGAGUCACAGCAGGAAGCAGAAGAGAACGAGCCUCCAGAAGGCCAGAGGAGUGCUGGGCCCUGUGACGCCUCGGCCCAGGAGCCGUCUGGGAGCUGCCAGCACCCUGGGGGCCGCGUGGGCGUGGGACAGGCUCCUCUUGUGUCCUGGAACAGAGAGCGAGAAGCCGACGUGGUCCAGGAAUUGCUCAAAUAUUCAUCCGACAAAGCCUACGGGAGAAAAGUUCUGACCUGGGAUGGCGAGGUGUCGGCGGUCAGUCGCGACGCCAUGGAGGACAGCAGGCUGGCCCGGGCCGAGACUGUGGUCGAUGAGUGGGACGAAGAGUUUGACCGGGGGAAGGAAAAGAAAAUCAGAAAAUGCAAGAGAGAGAAGAAAAGGAACUUCAACGCCUUCCAGAAGCUUCAGAGCAGACGGAACUUUUGGGCCGUGACUCACCCAGCCAAGGCUGCCAGCCUCAGCUACCGCCGCUGAGCGUGCUGCUGUCCAGCCUCCCGGAGACAAGGCAUCACUUCCUGGAUCUGAGGGCGCCGUCUGUGGGGACUCUGCUGUCCUGUCACCUCCAGGCCGCUGCGCUGUGAACCUGCCGUGGGGGCCUCUCCUGGCGCCCCUUUCUGCAGGUGACCCGAUGCAGAGGCGUUUGGGCCUCUUUGGUGGCAUUCAUGACAAACCCUGAAAGAGAAACCGCGGCCUGUGUGUCAGCAAAGAUGACAGCACACCUGUGGGACGUCCGGAACAGGCCGAACCUCCUUGUAUUCGUGGACAGUGGCGUCUGUACCAGCAGGGGUCUGUCUGCCCCGGGCCUGGGGCCGUCAGGGAGGGCGAGGGAGUUGUUCACACCUCCCAGGUGUCUCCCCGGCUCACAGGGCGACAGACGUGCGGUGGGUUGCUGCUCUUGGCGAGCGUCCCUUGCUUCUCGCGGCUGGUGCUGCCGUCUGAGCUGGGCCCUGCCCGUGUCGUGGGGGCCCCUGCCUGUGCGCCUUACCUGUCUGUCCUCGGGACGGGAGGGCCCCGAGGCCACCCCCACAUGGCCACCUCUCCUUUUUGUGGAAUCGGGGGGUGGCCCUACGGCGCACCUUCCCUGUAGGUGACCGGAGACUGGAGAGCAGGGCUGUGGGGCGGGCCGCAUCACCUGGGGACACAGCUGCGUCCGAGGCCGCUGUUCCCUGUGGGGCGUCUUUGCUGGAGCUUCCCUGGCCGCUGUGGUUAGCACGGGUCUCACUGAGGUGGGUUCUGGGGUAGAACUGGCCAUUUGUUUUACCACUUAACAGCAUAAAUCAUUUAUUUUCGGCCAGGCCUGCGGCUUCCAUUAGCAAUAAGUUUCGUCUCCCAUUGCGCAGUUGCUGGCUUUGUUUGCUCAAUUUUGUGAGUGCUUUUGAAUUGAGACGAUUGUAUGACUUGAAGAUUGUUUUUUAUCUUGCUCAAGCUGUGCCUGCAAACUCCUAAUUUAAUAAAUAUGGGAGGUCCUCAGCAAAGGUGGUAAUUUUCAAGAAGACAGACAAGUGGCCUAGUAGUAGCAGAAGGGGCAGAAGGCGGCAGAAGGUCUGAGCUUGCUCCACAGGGCGCACGUCCUUGUCCUGUCCCCCGGAGCCGUCACAGGUGGGGGGGGCACUCAUGCAGGACUUGGGCCCGCCUGUGGAGUGGCCGUUCUCGGCCAGACACUGUCUGACUUUCUGGCCUCUUCUGCGGCCCCCUCUUCGGUUGGAGUCGUUUCUGUUCAGCCCCCUGCUCGGGGCCCGGGUUCACGCGGGGGUAGAGAAAGGAGAACUGCUCUCUGUAUAUGAGGAGAUAUGUUCGUUUUUUGUUUGUUUUUUUUUUUUUUAUGUGGGUGGUUCUUUUUGGUUUUUUCUUCCUGUUUUUAUAUUUCUCUUUUUACAAAAGCUGGGAGAGCAUAGUGAUACCUGUGCCCGAGCUGGGCGGCAGCCUCUGGUCCCAGCAGCGGGUGACGGAGGGAGCCGUGGGCCUCCCCGAGGCCUGGCCUGAGCGUUCGGUGGCUCGUACGCCACCAUCGUGGGGGACGCAGCCACCUUCGGGGCAGGCCUUUCCUUUCCCCUCGAGGUGUUGACAUUCAUUCCUGCGUGAACUCUUGGCCCUGCCAUGUUUUUUCCGUGAUGUCCUGCAGUUGAAAACUUUAGUUGUCUGCCAGACCCGAUUUUGUCUCCUUUCUUUCUGUCCCUCCUCUCCUCCAGCUCGUCCUCUUCUUUCUCCACUAGAUAAUUAUAGAGCCUUUUCCUGAGGACACUGUAUGCGUUAUCUCUCGGGCAGUGGUGAGUGCUGGCCUGACCCUCUGCAGCAUUUAUCACUGUCACCGUCGAGUCCUCUCCUUCCACAGAAAGCCAUCGGCCAGAAGAGAAAGGACAAGGCCCAGAGAAUUAGUCCGAGCUCCAGGUGACAUGUACAUACGUAGAUAUAAAUAACUGAAGCCUUUAUACUAGCGGCCACCUGGGUGACUCAGGAUCUGGGUCUGAUAAACUUUGUGCUUGGAGGGAGCUGGAGGAGCCGGGGCCCUUGUGCGACGGCCGGCUCCCGGGGCUCGUGUCCCCGUGCUCACCUGUCCCUCGCCCUAGCCGUGUCGCCCGUGCACAUGCACAGGUGUCUGUGUCCCCAGGCACCGUGCCUCCUCUCCGGGGCCCGGGAGCCCCUCGUUGCCAAGGUCUUGGUGCAAUAAACAUUGUGCUUUUGUGAGUCC